GGGAAACCGCGACUACACCCGCUUCAAGGGGAAAAAGGUGGCCGAGGCACCACCUGGGGUGGUGCUUCAUGAUGCCCAGAUAUAUGACAUGAUGCGGACGAAGCAGAAGCCCAAUCCCGCAUUGCCUCAGCCACAGUACUACGGCAAUGCCAAGGCCGCCAAGGAGGACUACUGCGACAUGGUCAAGUCUCGUCACCCCGAGGUGGAUGACCCCUUGAGCAUUCCGGUCGACGAGGAGUCGUUGGUCCUGUCGGGGCACGGGCGUCCGCAUGGCCGUUUCCCUUGGCUGAAUAAGGCGGUCAAGCCUACCCACUCCACGAGCUACACGCGCCUCAAGCAUACCCUCACCGCCGACAGCCCCCAGCCUCGUCCACGGCCUGCUCGUCCACCCGCCUACGAUGUAAGUUUCCUCAUUUUCAUCCUCUUUCCGGUUUUCCUUCCUACAUGGCUAAGUGUUUACGAGAUUCAUUGUUUCCGAAAUUGUAGCCCGACUUCGAGGCGGCCUUCGAAGCCUGCAAUGAAGCGUAUCAGCAGGCCGCUGCCCGGUGGAAUAGGCAGAAUACGGCCUAUAUGA
Molecule: messenger RNA, 574 nt
Organism: Lolium perenne
Lineage: Eukaryota; Viridiplantae; Streptophyta; Magnoliopsida; Poales; Poaceae
Source: RefSeq, a predicted model, not a curated record